AAUGCCACGGCUUGGCGCUGCUUCACUUUCUCCAAGAGUCCCGUUGCCAUGACAGCUGAGGGCGUGCUGCAGGCGGGGACUGUGACCUCACUGGCCGCGCCGUCCGUCAUUAACCAUGUGAUGCACGCCAGCUACGGAGAGGUGAGUGAACCUGGAGGGACCUAGUCUUAGUGACUUAAAUAGUUUAGUAGUUUGAGGGAUGUUUUGGAAUGAAAUGUCAUUUUCUGUUGCAUUUCAGAAUCCAGAGAGCUUCAUGGUUUGGGAUCACUUCCAGCUCUGUUCAGGUAUGGCCCCUGUCCUUGCUUGAUGAAUAUUAAUACACAAAGAUGCCAUUCAGCCACCAGUCAUGGCCGAUGUUUGUGUCGUGUGAUGUCAUACAGGUGAUCUAGGUCCAGCUGAAGAGUGCAGUGCGCGGGUGGACAUCGAGGUGGACUGUCCAGGGCCCAGUCAUGUGAUCAGGAGCGUCCCCCUCGGAGCCAGGUCUGGAAUAGCCAGAGUACACGCCCCCAAAGGCCUACAG
Coregonus sp. 'balchen' is the source of this 520-nucleotide messenger RNA. Lineage: Eukaryota; Metazoa; Chordata; Actinopteri; Salmoniformes; Salmonidae. The record is from the annotation of a GenBank genome assembly.